AAAAUAUAUCAGUGUCGGUAGUGAGUGUGAUGUUAAAAAAAAAAGCGAAGAAAAAGGGGGGGGAAGAAUAAAUAAUAAUAAACAAAAUAAGAAGACGAGAAAAAAGAAAAGAGGAAAAAAGAAGGAAAAUAAAUACAAAAAAAAACAUAAUCACGACGACAAGGAGCCACUUGUGCGUCGUUAAAACUAAAGUGUCGAUGAUAUUAUUUCCGAGGAUGAAGAAGUUUAGUUCGUUCGGAGAGACGCGCGAUCUCGUUGCGAGAUAGAACGAUUCGAGAUUACGAGGAAAUAGAAAUCUUCUCUGGUCUAAAGAUCGUUUCUAAUACUUGGACGUGUCAUCGUACGCAAUCGUACGAAUGGAAUACCACGCGACCUCUUUACGCUCCGCGAAAUCUCACGUACAUACAUACAACAAAACAUACGUGACACGAAACGCGAUACAUUUUCUUCGCGAUGGCCGUUACGCAAUAAUCUUUUAAAGACCGACGCGUCUCAAGCGAAUUAAGAACACGGCGGAGCUUAAAGGUUCACGAGAUAAGAGGAAACUAGCGCGCGAAGAGAUAGGCUAGCGAUCUUUCUUUAUAUAUAUAUAUCUCUCUCUCUCUCUCUCUCUUUCUUUCUCUUGGGUGUGCCCUUCGCGGGAUCGAGCAACGCACGAAUCGAUCUCUACGCGAGCAACGAGCAACGAGCAACGAGCAACGAGCUAUGGAAUCUCGUCCUCGACCACCGACGUCGCGUAAUGAAAUCCCAUCCUCCACCUCCUCCUCCUUCUCCUCCUCCUACUUCUUCUCUUCUUCUUCUUCUUCUCUUCCUCUUCUUCUUGCUUCCUUCUUCUUCUUCUUCUUAUCCGUCUACUUUUGAUAUCUCUAGCUCUAUUCGCUGCAAGAAUCGUUUUCGUUUUAUUCGUCGUUACGCGUGCGCGAACCAUUGUAACGUAACAGAGCCGACACAGAGAACCGAGUUUGAUAAUUGUGUAGCGGUAAUGCAUGAUUUCCCACGUGGCACGAUGCGUGUUCGGCUAUCUUUCUCUUCUUAUUUUACAGCGAUUAUAAUACUCCGUUCUUAAUCCUUUCAUCUUUGACCUUUAUCCUUUCUCUCUCUUUUUAUUUCGUCCAUUGAACAACUCUUACUAGCUACGUACAAUGUAUCAUAAAAGAAACGAAAUUCGCAGCUGUCGAUCUUUCUCUUUUUAUUUUUCUGUUUCUUUUUCCGUUUCUGUUUCUUCUUCUUCUUCUUCUCCUUCUUCUUCUUCUUCUUCUACUCCGUCGUUCUAGCAACAGCUGCAACUGCGUUAACGUCGACAUGUGCCAGCUCAUAUCAGAACGUACGAUCGUUUUCCGAUGAAGCACGAUGUGCCACGAUAUAUACAGUCAAUGGCUUUCGUCGCGAGAACGAACGGACUUUAUCGAGAAACGUUUGUCAGAUCGUGGCUUGAAACGACACGUCGCGUGUUAAUAAACACACGCGUCAAAGAUGCGUCAACCUACUCGUUUACUUCUGACUGACGCAUGAAAACCGACUCAAAAUCGAUCCGAUCAUCGGAAAUAUCUCUCGUAACGUCGAACGUAACGUCAGUUACUUUUUUUUUCUUUUUUGCAAAGUGCAACGACCGUGAACUUGAAUAUUGAAAUACACCAUUGACUGAAUUUGGAAAAAUACGAAAUUUGAAACGAGUCCGUAUCGAAAUAGUACGGUGAACGUGGCUCGUAUAAAAAUAUCGCGUUCGGUCUGAGCAAAACUUUUUAUUACGAUAUCUUGUCGAAACUCGAUCAAUCGUUGGAAUUCCAUCGCAACGACGCGUUGUCAUCGUUGAUCGACGUUUUCUAGUUUCCCAAGAGUAAAAGACCAGAGCGAAACGACACGAAGUAGGUUACGGAAUUGGACGUUUCCGCGACAAAGAGAACUCCGAUAGCAUCAGCUUCGAAUUUCAUCGAGCGUUAGUCGAGCUCUAACUCCCGUUACGCUGAAGUUACGUUUUACGAUGGGGGUUGAGGGAGGAGGGAAAGAAAAACAAAUCGAACGUUCGAACCGUCUUCUCGCUUUCAAAGAAAAACGUGACUGGACAUUUGAAAGGUUUUUGGUUUUUACGUUGAUUUAAGAGAUAUAAAUUGAUCGAUUUGAAGGGAUAAUCCGACGUGAGAUAACCAUAUAUCGUUCCGACGAAACAUUUAUUCCAAUCGCUGGAUUAACCCUUGUUUCGCGGACGAAACGAGCAUUCCCAUCCCUUUGAGAUACUCGAUCUUAAUAAUCCCCUUAACGUAGGUGUCUCCCACCAUUUUCAAGCUCCUCUCCCAACCUUCUUCUCGUACCUUUCUCUUCUCCACGAUUCGCUGUUUUUAUCGCUAUCUGAAAACUGCGAACACUUUCUUGGAUAGGAGUAUAUCGUUUCGGAAUAAUCGUGACGAUAACCCGUUACGAGAUAAGACAAGGGGGAAUAAGAAAGGAAGGGAUAAAGACGAAUACGAUUCGCUGCUAGUUUGCAAAGGAGAAUAAUAAAAAGAGAAAGAGAGAGAGAGAGAGAUAAAAGAAAAGAAGAUAACUAGAAGUCGCGAUCUUGCUGCACGAAAGAACGUUCUUUUUAAAAUUGCAGCCAUCCACGUGGAAUAAAAUACGUAUAUAUCGAAGAUAGAAGAAGGGAUAGAUGUGUAGCGUACAGAGGGAUGGAAACAGUCGUCUACUUCGAAAUGAAACGGCCGGUUCUCUAGCGCUUCUGUCGCAAAAUCGUAGUAGUGUCGUCGUUUUGAAGAAGAGUCACGUAAUCGGAAACGAUUUACUUCCGUGUCUCUCAGUCUCGCAUCAUUCGUGUACGUGCAGAAGCGUAGAUGCAAUGGGGAAGGGGUAGUGCAACAUGUAUCGAGAAACAAAGGGGUCUGGUACACUGGGAAGCAGAGAGGUGCGCGAGGUCCGAAUAUAUGAAUAUCCAUUAACGAGCCACGAAAUAUUUAAUCGUCCGCGAAACGAGAGAUUGAAUUAUUUUACUGCGCAACUUUAAAAAAAUGUGCUCGUCUAAAUUCUUUCCUACCAUUUUAUUCUCUUUCGAAUAAUACCAUCGCGUAUUUUAUCGCAUUUUCUCUCUUUCUUUUCUUUUCUUUUUUUUUUCUUUUUCAUUCUCAAAAUUUAUAUCGUAGAUUUGUGCUCGGAGCGAGUUUAUAAGCGAAGCUGUUAUACGUAAUCGUGUACCUCAGCGAUCACCCAUUAAUCGUUUUCUCGUUCGAGCUAACUCUGGGACCCAUUUUUAUCAUCAUGGAGCCCAACCGCGUUCGGAUCGUUAAGACCCCCCUUGAGCAACCCAACUCGGAAACCAAGAGAAAGUCCAAUUCUCUAGGUCACGUUAAAACUCUAUGAAAAAUCAUCGCGAUCUGUUUGUCAGUAUUAUUAAAAUUUCAAAAUCCGACUACGGUACGUGCGUAAUAGUUGAAACUUUCGAGAAGGUUAACGUAUUCUACUUGAAGACGAGGACGGAUCGUAAGAACGACGGUUCUUCGACGGUCAUUACGAGUGUUUCUUUGAGUAAAAGAAAAAUCUCUUUGUCGAGAAAGAAAGAAAAAGAUAGAAACGAUCGCCAGGUUAGUCGUCGUAAAGUUGUUCCAUUCGAAAGAAACGGCUUCUUUCGGGGAUAAAGAAUGUGUUUGUGUAUGGGAGUUAAGUGCACCAUUUUGUAUCGGCGAAGCAAUUACGAAUAACAAAGACGAGGGAAUAACGAAAGGUGCUUCUUUAAAGUUUCUUUUAAAGCUGCUGCCGGCUUAAUUACAUCAUCGUCAAGCUGACUCGAUUCGUCGUAAUUCAUUUAAAGUGGCUGCAGUCGCUAUCAUUUUCGGGAGAGAACGCGUGAAUGAAUGAGAAAAUAAAAACCGAGUGAGAGGGAGGGGGCGAGGUUGGUAGUGGGGAAUAGAGAGAAGCAUUCGUUCCACUCGAGACUCCUCGAAUUCAUCGUGGUUGUCGAAAAAAAGAAAAAGAAAAAGAAAAGGUAAAGAGAAAAAAAGAAAGAAAGAAAAAAAAACAAAACGGACGAGAUUUCUCGUAUGGAAAAUUGCAGAAUAUUCGUUAACGAGCAGCUGGAGUCAGUGUUCGUUCUUUUGUUGACGCCGACAAUGACGAUGACGACUAGGACGAUGUCGACAAUGACAUGGAUGGUUCGUGCUCGUUGAGUCAUCGCGUAUUUCCGUGUAAUCUUUCGUUGAAAACUCGCGGGAUCGUAGAGAAAUGCGAAUAAAGCCGGCGGCGGCGGCGGCAACGACGACGACGACGACGACGACGACGACGACGACGACGACGGUGUGGUGGUGGUGAUAGUUAUGGUGGUGAUGAUGGUGGUGGCGGCGGCGGCAUGUCUGUACCGUUCGUUUGGUCGGUCGUCGCACGCCUACGCGACAUACCAACAAACUCGACUCGUACGAGUUGUUAUUCUUAGUAGCGAGGAACCGUCAUAAUACACGCUGAUAAUUGCGAGCGGCAUAAUGAGAGCGAGCAUUAAUGUCCUUCAAUUCUUUGGUAUCGCAAGCACGCUCAGCUCGUUAGAUUAAUCAGAAUACGAGAGAGACUCGACGGUUCUCUGCCCUUUUUCUUUCUUUCUCUUUUUGGUCAUAUACAGACUAAACGAGUGGGAUAGUGAGUGAGAGAGAGAGAGAGAGAGGGAAAGAGAGAAUAGAGAGAAGUCGAGCGAGAGAAAAAGAGAGAAAAGAACUGGAAGAAAUUAAGAGGCUGUCUACGAGAGAAUAUAGGAAGAAAGUAAAGAAAGAAAGAGGAUUGAGGGCUCGAACUAAAAGGAAAAUUCUUUUGGAGUCCGCGCACCUCCACCAUGCUUUGAAUCGAAGCGCCUUUCAUUCUCAUUCCCGCUUCUCCUUUCACAAGCACCGAUGCGAUGCUCUUCUUCCGUAUUACCACCUUCUUCUUGCCUAUCCGAAAAAAAAGAAGAAAAAAAAAAAAGAACGAAGACUCAUUUUUUAUAUGAAAACAAGGAUAAUAUCGGCUUCGGUUAUACAUCUUUCUUAAACUUCGUCUCGAAAUUGAUCGAGAUCGAGGAAAAAUUAUUUAAAAGAAUGGACACGUUGUCGGAUAUGCGAAGUUCGUAAAAAAAAGAAAAAGAAGAAAGAAAAUAGAAAAAGCAAGUCGACGACACGUGCGUGCUCGCGCAAUACACGUUGUAUUUUUUUUCUCUCUCUCUCUCUUUCUCUCUCUUUCUCUAUCUCUUUUCCGUUCACUGUCUACCCUUUUAACGAAGAAAAAUGGAAGAAGUCUUGGACACGCGACGUCUCGGUAACAAGGCGUGUUUUACGAGGCGCGAUUAGGACACCGCAUUUUUACGUAUUCGUGGCUCGGGCAUUCGAUGGACAUAUACAUAGGUUGUGUACGUUCGAUCGACCGAUAACGACAAAGAGAACGUUCGAAUACUGUUUAUAUUAUUCGCGUACAAAGCAAGAUCUCGAGGAGUAUAAUCGCAUUGAUUGGUUCUCCGCGAGAAAUAAAUUUCAUUCUGCUCACGAGUGAAACUCGAGAGAACCCGUUUCGUUCCGUACGCGGUUAAAGCACGCGUCAGCUUGUAACGCCGAGUAAAGAAAAGAAAAGAAAAGAAAAGAAAAGGAAAAAAGUACAAGGGCGAAUAUUUGCAAAACAUUACGUCGAUACGUACGCUGAAACGCAGACGCGAGGGAAAAUAGAACGCAAGGAAAAUUGCUCCAGCUCGCGUAUAUUUUACUCUUUUCCCUUUGUGAUGCUAAUUCUACUUAGCGAAUCCUAGAAUCGUGAACUCCCGUGGUAAAUAUUAAACGGGAUUAGCAAAAAUUAGAUAAGCGAGAAGUGCAUCGUAUCGCGGUAGUAUGUGCAUGCUGCUAAAGGAUUCGUGGAUGGUAGGAUGAUGAAAUUAAAAAAAAGAAGAAAAAAACAAAGAAAAAGAGAUGGGUCCUUUCUUCUCUGUUUCUCUCUUUCGAGGCUUCUCUCUAGACGCAAUCUAGACUCAACAGAAGAGAUAUCGUCAGACUGGCCGAGCCCGAAAGAGAACGCCUGACGCAAGAGUCUCGCGAUGAUAUCUUACGUUACCGUAAGUUUUCCUCGUUCUAAUUGGAUCUUGACGAUCGACCGAAGAGGAAUCGAAGUGGGAACUCCUUAACUUAAUCGGUCCAUGGAUCUCUCUUUGAAAAAUCGGAAAACGAGCGAUGCUAAGAGCAGUGGAAAAAUCGGAAAGAAUGAGAUUUUCCAAGAAAUAUGACCGACAGAAUAACGUAGUAUUGCUCGUGGCGGCUCUUUGACGUACGCCACGAAACGCUAAGGACUGAUAAAGAUUCGAAAAGAAGAAUAAAAAGAUAGAGAAAAAUUUGAUCUUCGAGAUAGGAGAAACUCUUUUCGUAGCGUUAUUCGGUUCUUUAUGGAUCCGUCUCGGUUCGGACACACGAUGUAAAGAAAGCAGCUGGAACAUCGAAGGAAGAGAAGGGCGCGCGAGAGAGAGAAAGAGAGAGAGAGAGAGAGAGAGAGAGAGAGAGAGAGAAAGGAAGGAAGGAAGGGAGGGGCACAAAAUGGGAGCAGCGAAAUUCGUGCUCGGUAGUGCGAUUCUCGGACUCUUUUGGAGCUGUUUGCUGAUGAAAGGUGUCCUGACGAAUUCGACGAACAGGUGCGACUAUUCGCCCUGCUCCUGCGAUCACUACGGCAGGUUGACCUGCGACUGCAAAGAGGAAGGAGAGGAAUUGAUCCUGAGCACGGAAAGCGACAGGAAGUUGAGUCCGCACACGAGCCGGAUAGUCGUGAGCAAUUGCUCGUCCGUGAUCGUAGCAAACUCGAGUUUGACGUCGAUGGCUGGUCUACGAUCAGUGGAUCUGGUGAACGUGGCAAAUCUCAGCCUAGUCCGGCAUAGCUUCAAACUUUCGCCUCGCAGCGCGCGCACAAGGAUAUCCGUGAGGAACUGCAGCAUCGACGUGCUUCCUAGUUUCGUGUUUGGUGGCGACGUGGAAGCGAUAAGCUUCGAGAACGUGAGGAUAGGUCAGUUGAGCGCAUUCGCCUUCGCGAAUCUCUUUCACACGGAUACCCUCAGGCUGGAGAAUUGUCAGAUCGAGAGUACGGAGGCGCAAUCCUUCAAGAAGUUCGACGUGGGAUACUUGCACGUGAUCGGUGGUAGUUUCGGAGAGCAAGUGCCGAGCCGUACGAUGAACGACAUAGAGGUACACCACAAGUUCAUGCUCGACGGUGUUAAAAUGGGUAUGGUUAGGAGCGAAGCAUUCAUAGUUCGGAGUCCACGUACCGUUGCGAUUCAAAACUGUCUGAUCGACGGUCUCGAGAGCGAAGCCUUUGACGUGACGGCUCGAGGAGCCGUAAUAAUAAAGAAUAACACCUUCGGUAGUCUAGCCGUGGGUGCGUUUCUCGGUAUACGAGCGGAUCCAGAAACGAGGCCACCACCGGCUUCCUCCUCUUCCGCGAAUUUACACGACCUCAUAUUUAAGAACAACAGCAUGUCUACGUUCGAGGAAGGUUCACUGAUGUUCGAUCGUUCGAGCUUUCGCCCGGAACUCGACGAUCUCUUGGUAAAACAGCCCUGCGACUGCCAGAUGUUACCCUUGUGGAGGAAUAACGUUCUAAAUUACACAAACGUAUAUUCGAGAUUCUACAUGAGGCAAAACGCAGUGAUGCCGCCGAUUUUAUCAUCCCAAGACUCGAUCGAAACACCAGAAACAUUUCUCUUCUGCGUGGACGGCCACGCGGAAGACGCGACUACAGCGAGCUUUACCGAUUACGAAGCACGACAUUGCUCUCUCGGUGGAUCGAUGCUCGUACUUAUACUCGUCAUAGUCGGCAUUCUCGCUACCCUUCUCAUCCUCGCCUGUCUGAUCGUUUGGUGUUGCAAAAGACGACGUCGGAACGAUAGAAAACGAUGGAUGAGCGUACCGACGAAUGCACCGGACGUCGUCUCGAAGAAGAAUGGCGUAAUCGGUAGAGAAACAGCCACGUCGGGUACUCCGGUAGACAGCAGGAUAACUAUGGUCGUGCCUGAUGGCAGACUUUACAGGGAAACCGAGUUUCACGUAAUCGUCGAAAAGGCCGAACCCUUGACCACGGAAUUGUAACGAGAAGCUCCGUACGACUCGACGCGUUCCACGAACGAUCGGAUUCACCAUUUCGAGGAUCAUCAAAGUAAAAUGGAACCGUCGGGCUCGUCUUCCGCCGCCGCCAACACCACCGCCACUUCCUGUCGUUUUCGAGUGUACAAGCUUUGAUACGACGUAUCGUAGAAGAAAUAAAGAGGGAAAUAACAACGAUAAAGAAGAGACGAACGUUGAGCGUGUGUGUUUGUGCGCGUAUUUCUUCUUUCUCAUCUAAACGAUCUAAGGGAAUAAAAAAAGGAAGAAGAACACGGAACGUUUUCGAUAAACGCUAUCGUACCUCCUUGCGGGUUCCUCAAACUUUUUUCACGUUUACGUACGUGUAUUAUAUGCGAUAAGGAAAAAAAAAGAUAUCUAUAUGUAUAAGUCGAUAAUGAGAUAAGCGUUCUGCGAUGAAAAAAAAAACAAACUAUAAUGUCCUUGAAGUAAUCCUACGUCUUGGAAUAACGAUCAAUGUCAAAACUCUCUAUUCACUCUUGAAUUCAUUUAGUCGAGCAUUCUCUAUUAGUACAAGACAGUUCGUAAGCUUCCAUUAACAUAUCACGAAGCACGAGUACCGAUUAUCCGAGCGUGUCCUUCUCAUUCCUUCGACCUCCUCCAUCUUAUUGUUUUCUUUCUUACUUUCUUUCUUUCUUUCUUUCUUACUUAUUUACUUACUCUGAGGCGGUCACGUUCCUCUCGGCGGUAAAGAGAUUUCCGAUUGAGGUCACGAGGACGGUUAAUCGGUCGUCGUUGCUAGUUAAGUUUAUAUCGUUAGGUAGCUUUCGAGAGACGGCUGGUUAUCUACGUACGAAGAAGACGACGUACCACAUUCAAGUUGUACGAGAAAACAGUGAGAUGAGUUUCUUCAUUUGAAAUUCCAUUCGUAGCUUUCAAAAGCAUGGAUUCGUUCCGAUGGAUGGAUGGAUGGAUGGAUAAAUGGAUGGAUGGACGGACGGACGGACGGACGGACGGAUGGAUGGAUGGAUGGAUGGAUGGAUGGAUGGAUGGAUUACCGCUAAAAUCUUUCACGAACUUAAUCUCUCGUAAUUUUUAAUUCGAUUUUUAAUUCUAAAGAAACCAGUCAGAAUUAUUAAAUGUACGAUUCACGAAGAUCCACGAACCAUCACAUACAAACACCGCCUACACAUGUAUUCUCCAUAGAAACAGAUUAACGUAGCGAAGACUCGAAAAAUAAAUUCACCUAAAUCGUUCCUCUUCCAAGAUUCAAUAACGAUAUAAACGCCGAAAUAAAAUCUCAUUUUUCAUUGAAUAAUUAAUUAGGAAACCAUAUUGAAAUCGCUUAAAUAUUCUCGAGACCAAAGACUCGAGAGAGAAGAUAAAGGAGAUAGGGAAUGUUCUACUUUUCGAAGAAUCGAUUCGAAAAACAACACUCUGAUGAGAUGCGGAUUCGCACUAGAAGAAGAUCCUAAUAAGUUCAACGAUAAAAAAUGUUGAUUCUUUAGGCUUGUAAAAGCUAUCUGAUACUUGCGCGAGAGUCCAUGCAUUAUUAAUGCGCACUCGUCCCUUUGUAAGGAUAUUUCAGAGGUAGUUUCUCUUAGCCUCGAGCGAUAUCGCGCGCAGAAAUUGGGCCUCGAAGCUUCCGAGAUUAUUGCGCGCGACGACCUUCGUCGAGUCGUUACCUUGAGCCUUGAGGAAAUCUCAAGGUAGAUACACUAUUAACGUCAGUUGCGAGCGUGAACAGUGCUGCAACUUGGAGUACGUGCGCGCGCGUACUCGUUAGAACCUAUGCGAGUAUACGUCUAGCGAUUAUCGCUUUUUGGCGAGAAUUAAGUUUUCUAAUGACCGUUUAGUUGUAAUUAUCGUGAAACUGUGAUAUACCGACAGCUGACUAUGUAAUUUGUUUUACAUCGAACGACGUAUGAUCGACGAUGAAGAAUAAAGAUCACGCUAAAUACCUAA
This is a messenger RNA of Vespula vulgaris, 9986 nucleotides long. RefSeq lists its product as uncharacterized. NCBI's taxonomy places the organism in Eukaryota, Metazoa, Arthropoda, Insecta, Hymenoptera, Vespidae. The coding region runs from base 6510 to 8048 and encodes 512 amino acids. The transcript is spliced from 3 exons. The record is from RefSeq and is a predicted model, not a curated record.